AUGGAAUUAGAGAAAACUUUAUAUAGGGUUCAAGAACGAAUUUUGACUCAUUAAUAUGUUCCUUAAUUCACAAAUAUUUGCAGCACGAUUUUGCUAAGUAUGGCAUCAAUAAAUUUGCUUAUACUUUGGGGAUUGAGUACCAGGAAUAUUAAUUAAGUCGAAUUUGAUCAAAAUCAUAGGGAUUAUCUCUACCAUUAUACAAUAGUUGAUGGUGAUAACACAUUGCUAACAAUGAAAUAUUCAAGCACCCCUGAAUUAUUGCACUUAAAAACAGAACUACUUUAAUAGCACAAUUUCACAAUUAUCAACAUUAAUGUAGAUUACAAUAGUUUUUUUGAGAGUCACCUUUAAGCAUUGCUUUCUUAAGCAACUAAUUUAGAAACUGUAUUCUUGCAUGAUGUUGCCUACUCAAUAAAUUCAAAUAUUUAUGUGAAAAAUAAUUCUACAAAUCAAACUUUCCAUUGGAGAUAAAAGUAAGAUGUAGCUCAAAAUUACACUCAAAAAGUGUCUCAAAACUUAUGGGAAUUUGUUGUCAUCACUUUAGGGUUGUUCAUCUCCUCAGCUGUUUCAUCACUCUAUAUUAAAAUCACAAUUAUUUGUGCUCCAGUCAUCAUCAUCAUUAUGCUUGAAGUAUCUUAUCUCUUUGGAAAUAGACAAAUAUUCCCAAUAUUUUUGGCACGAGCAUUCCCCUGGAUAGGACUAUAUUUAAAUAUUCUUGAUAGAACACAACGCUCAAAGAAAUAACUAAUCAUAGCUUUUACUUUAAUGCUAUUCCUGAUUUAUUUCAUUUACUUGUCCUCCAUUUUUAUUGGAAGCUACUUAUUAUUUAAAGCUCAAGUUCCAUAUGGGCUGGAAGAUAAUUUUUUUGGGUUAGUUACAGUCAAUGAAUUUGCCUCCUUAUUGUUUUUGAGAACACGGACCUCUUUAUACUUUGUACCAAAGUUCACUAUCAUAUUCUAUUACCUAUUCCUGUGGUAUGUUAGAUCUACAAGUAAAAUCACAACAUUCAUAUUAGACUAUGGUUUCUACUCACUUGCGAUGCUUUCACUAUCUUAUGCAUGUUUCGGAACAUUCUGCUUAUUUAUUUUCAUCUAUGAAAUCCCUAGUUUAGGAUGGAAUCCUCUAUCAUUUUAUACACCAACACUUGAUAGGCCUCGCUGUUACUAUUUACCAGUAUUUUCAAUGAAUUGGGUUAAUGAAUUGCCAUAACUGUGGACCAUGUUUUACCCUUUGCAUGGAAGAAGAUUUUUUCAAAUUUAAAAUUUAGCCUUAGUAGAUCGAAACUUUCCACUUCUCAACAAUCUCUUAGAUAUUGAAAUGCAAGAAUAAUAAUGA
Paramecium tetraurelia is the source of this 1335-nucleotide messenger RNA. RefSeq lists its product as uncharacterized. The transcript is spliced from 4 exons. The record is from RefSeq and is a predicted model, not a curated record. Lineage: Eukaryota; Ciliophora; Oligohymenophorea; Peniculida; Parameciidae.